CUGCUCCACCUUAGCCCCGUUCUCAGUUGUUCCUCAAUCCCCUUCUUAUAGUCCUAAUUUGAGGCCCUCACUUGGUGGACAAGGAAAAAAAAACAUUGUCUUUAUUUCUUACAACCCAGUGAAAGCAAAGAUGAGCAGCACUCAGGCUGAGCAGUCCAUGAUGGACCUCAUUGACUUGUUUCACAAAUACACCGGCAGUGAUGACAUGAUCGACGAGCCUGGCCUGCAGAAGAUGAUGAAGGAGAAUUUCCCCAACUUCCUCAGUGCCUGUGAAAAGAAGGGCGUAGAUUACCUGUCUGAUGUCUUUGAGAAAAAACACAAGAAUAAGGAUGGGCUCAUGGAUUUUUCUGAGUUUCUCUCCUUGAUGGGGGGCAUAGCCAAUGACUACCACAAACAGAGCCACGGAGCAGAGCCCUGUUCCGGGGGAGGCCAGUGAUGCAGCCCA
Molecule: messenger RNA, 445 nt
Organism: Lemur catta (Ring-tailed lemur)
Lineage: Eukaryota; Metazoa; Chordata; Mammalia; Primates; Lemuridae
Gene: S100A7
Product: S100 calcium binding protein A7
Exons: 2
Coding region: 131-436 (101 amino acids)
Cellular component (GO): cytoplasm
Molecular function (GO): transition metal ion binding
Source: RefSeq, a predicted model, not a curated record